Molecule: messenger RNA, 2211 nt
Organism: Schistosoma intercalatum
Lineage: Eukaryota; Metazoa; Platyhelminthes; Trematoda; Strigeidida; Schistosomatidae
Source: the annotation of a GenBank genome assembly
AUGUAUAGCAUUGAUACAGAUUUUGGUCACCCUCACUUUCUACGUCUAAUGGAAAUGAAUGGAGGGACAAUGAAAGACGAAAGUCUAUGCAGUCUCCUCGCAUCUAACAGUUCAUUUGGAAUAGAAAGCAACAACCGUAAUGUGAAUUCACUGCUAAAUAUUGCUCAACUGCAUGAAGAUAAACAGAACAAACUUCAAAGCGAAAACUCGGCGAGUAAUUUUUCAUUAGGACGGAACAAACCACAAAUUAAUAAGCUUGGGAACCGAUCAAGCAGAUCAAGGACCAAAGGAAACAUCAGCCCAUCGACAUAUAAUUGCUCAAAACUUGAAACUCAGAUCAAAUCCCCAAAAACUCGAAACCGGGCUGUAGCAUAUGGAGGUGUGGAUCUUAGUCAAUUACCGGUAAAUACAAUACCCAAAAGCUGCGUAAACGAACCACCUAACCUUCCGAUUUCAUUACAUGAGUCGAUUAGUACUUCGUGUGUAAAGCCGUCAUCAAAUAAAACAAUAAAAACAUGCCUCACUCCGGAAAUGGCAAUGAAGUUGUAUUUUCAUAAACUUAGCGCGUACGAACACCAUGAAAUAUUGAACUAUCCUUAUGUAUAUUUUGUGGGACAUAAUGCAAAGAAAAGAAACGGAAUUUUAGGUACAGGAAAUAAUUGUGGUUAUGACGAUGAUCAGGGAUCCUACAUACAUACUGCACACGAUCAUGUUGCCUAUCGUUAUGAGAUUUUAAAAAUACUCGGGAGAGGUAGUUUUGGACAGGUUGUUAAGGCUUACGAUCAUAAAGAUGGUGUUUAUGUUGCACUAAAAAUGGUGAGAAAUGAAAAGCGUUUCACAAAUCAAGCGACUGAAGAAAUCCGAAUUCUUGAACAACUGAAAAAGCAGGAUGUAGACAAUACGCGUAAUGUCGUGCAUAUUUCCGAACACUUUACUUUUCGUGGUCAUGUUUGUAUAACAUUUGAACUGCUAAGCAUAAAUCUAUAUGAACUUAUCAAACGAAGUAAAUUUCAAGGAUUUCCUCUUCAGUUAGUAAGAAAAUUCGCUCAUUCAAUUUUAGUAUGUCUGGAUAUGCUGCACAGAAAUAAAAUCAUUCACUGUGAUUUAAAACCAGAAAACAUCUUGCUUAAACAACAAGGUAGGAGUGGGAUUAAGGUAAUUGAUUUCGGUUCAAGUUGUCAUGAAAGUCAGCGUCUAUACACUUAUAUACAAUCAAGAUUUUACAGAGCUCCGGAAGUGAUUCUCGGGUGUAAGUAUGGUCUACCGAUUGAUAUGUGGAGUUUUGGAUGUAUAUUAGCGGAGUUACUAACAGGUGCUCCUAUAUUUCCAGGAGAAGAUGAAGGAGACCAACUUGCUUGUAUAAUAGAAUUGCUUGGGAUGCCGCCCCAAAAGCUACUGGAUCAAUGCCGAAGAGUGAGAAAUUUUUUCUCAACAACUUAUGGAUACCCAAGAUACUGCAUGGCUAUGGAUGCAAAUGGCUGUGUCGUACUUCGCAGUAGUAGUACCAAAAGGGGUAAAAUUAGAGGUACUCCUGGAAGUCGGUCAUUAGUCACGGCCCUUAAAGGUUGUGAAGAUACAGUUUUCCUUGAUUUUAUUAAAAAGUGUUUACGAUGGACACCAGAAGAGCGCAUGACUCCACGAGAGGCUUUUAAACAUGAAUGGCUUCGCAGGAAACUGCCGAAACCCCCUGGAUUCAAGAACAUGUCUUCAAGUGUAUCGAACCCCAACACAAUGAACAGAGCCACCCAUACUACACAAUUACCACCUAAUACUUCUACAACUAUUAAUACUGCAUCCAACACAACCACGACAAUUACAGAUAAGACAUCUGUAAGUUUAAAACCCUUUGGGAAAGUUCAAAGUAGUGUUUCAAAGACCGCACGUGUUAGUAAGUUAAAUGGUGAAGGGUGUGUACAUCAAGUUGAAAAUAGUUCUGUGCACGCAGCUGUUUAUGAUUCAUGUGAUUCUACGAAGGCUACAGCCCCAUGCUCUAUCACAAGUACGCCUUUAGCUACAAGUGAACCGAGAUCUAUUACAUCAGUUAGUAAAUCUGCAAGUCAAAUGUACACUAACUCUGAAAUUAACCCAGAAAAUAAAAUAACAAUGACAGUUACGACGGAAUCACUUCAAGAUGUAGGUGAAAGAAUACUCAUAAGAAAGAACACAUUAUGUACCGAUAACAUAAGACAAUCUGAACAUAAAGAACGAUAG